AUGGUGACCAAGGCCUACGUGUCAGGCAGCCGGAAGUGCAUCGUCUUACCAGGAAACAUCACCGACGACUUCAAUACCACCAUGAAUGACAUACUGGCCAGGAAGAAACAGAGGCUGAACGAGACUGUUGAAAUCGGCCAAUUUGCAAUGACAUCUGACAUUGCGAUGACAACUUCAGAGAGAGAAGCCUUUCAGUCUGCCAGUCCUUAUCUUGCCAGAAAAUGUCUGAAAAUGGAUGUCCUCAAUGCAACAGUACCUGCGACUGAUAUGACAGACACGCUUGAUAAGUUUCCAUUAACAAUUCUUACGGUUAGAGGAAGCGUCACCAUCUACGUCAGCUCCACAUUGAAUGCGUUGUCAUGAGAAUGACAGGUGGUUAUAUUU
Molecule: messenger RNA, 384 nt
Organism: Haliotis rubra (blacklip abalone)
Lineage: Eukaryota; Metazoa; Mollusca; Gastropoda; Lepetellida; Haliotidae
Exons: 3
Coding region: 1-363 (120 amino acids)
Source: RefSeq, a predicted model, not a curated record